This is a messenger RNA of Scheffersomyces amazonensis, 1176 nucleotides long. RefSeq names its product tRNA-specific adenosine deaminase. The record is from RefSeq and is a predicted model, not a curated record. Gene Ontology annotation, molecular function: RNA binding; tRNA-specific adenosine-37 deaminase activity. The transcript has a single exon. NCBI's taxonomy places the organism in Eukaryota, Fungi, Ascomycota, Pichiomycetes, Serinales, Debaryomycetaceae. The coding region runs from base 45 to 1160 and encodes 371 amino acids. Gene Ontology annotation, biological process: tRNA wobble adenosine to inosine editing.
CAUUGUAGUUUUUGUAGAGCUGGGUGUGGAAUUUAAAAAGUAUCAUGGUUGAUGGUAAUGUCAUUGCGGACAAGGUGUUUAGUACUUUUAAUGGUUUGAAGUUGAAAUCUGGUAAACCAGUAGUUAGAUCUAAUGGUGUUAAAGAAUGGACGGUAUUGGCUAGUUUAGUGGCUCAAAUAAAUGAUGAAAUCUUACCAAUUACAUUAACAACAGGAGUGAAAGCUCUUCCUGAUAAAGUGCGACAUUAUUCACAAGGUAGAAUAGUUCAUGAUUUACAUGCUGAAAUACUAUCACUUAGAUUAUUCAAUUGGUACUUGCUUGAUGAAUGUUGCAAAUUGUGUGAAGGUGAUUAUAAGUCAAAGUUAAUUGAAAAGAUCGAUGAAGAAAAGUUCAGAAUAAAAGUUGGAGUUUCAUUUCAUUUGCUUAUAACAGAACCUCCAUGUGGAGAUGCAUCUAUGUUAAAGUUAGCUAGUGAGACUGACGAUAAGCAAGUUUGGAGUGAUGAAUCACAACCUCAUAAGAUGCAAAAGAUUGAAGGUAAUAGAGGACGUAGUAAUUUUGGAAAAUUAGGUGUUAUUAGAACAAAACCAGGAAGAGGUGAUAGUUUACCGACUUUAAGUAAGUCAUGUUCGGAUAAAUUGAGUAUUAAGCAAAUUGUUGGUUUAACCAAUGCAUUCACGGCAGAUUUAUUCCCAGAUGGGAUAUUUUUGAACAGUCUAAUAUUAAAGGAAGAUAGUUACUUGGAAGAUGAUAUUGAAAGGUGUUUUAGAAAUAGAUUAAUUGAUGUUUCAGAUCUACUGCCCCAUUUUAUAUCCGUCUUGAAAUAUAAUAGUAAUGGUUAUACAUUUGGUAAGGAAAAGGAUGCUGUACCUAGUAAUCUUUCCUUAUUACAUCUUGUAGAAUCGAAUAUAACACAAGUAUUGAAUAAUGGAGUUAAGAAUGGAUCAUUUAUAAAGAAUAAGAUUCCCAAGGAAGGAGGCGAGAGUUUUAUCUCGAAUUACCAGUUUUACUUAAAGCUAUUAGCUCUAAAGCCCUUGGUCAAUAAAAACUAUUCCGAAUUCAAAAGACAAAAUCAACAAAGAGAAUUAGUUAAACAAAGAUCAAGGGAAAUUUUAGGACCUUGGAAUCCAACAUCGGAAGAUAACUUUGACUUUGUAUAAAAUAUGUAUAUAUACU